Molecule: messenger RNA, 588 nt
Organism: Radiomyces spectabilis
Lineage: Eukaryota; Fungi; Mucoromycota; Mucoromycetes; Mucorales; Radiomycetaceae
Product: ubiquitin-related domain-containing protein
Exons: 4
Coding region: 1-588 (195 amino acids)
Molecular function (GO): protein binding
Source: RefSeq, a predicted model, not a curated record
AUGGCGGAAAUGGAGGAAACCAGCUCCUCCGCGAUGUUGUCCUCUAUACCGGCAUCCAUACCUCCUACAUUAUCGUCUUAUGCUUGUGAAGCUGAUCGUUCCACCGUCCCCACCGAACAGGGCGAUAACGGUUCAGCCACGGCCAUUCACUCUCCUUCCAAUCCGCCGAGCACGUACUCGCCACUACCUUCCCUGCAAACAUACCCUGAGUCUGAAAACAACGAGCUGCAGGACAAUCACUCCAGCAAGAUAGCCCCGGAUAAAACACGUAUCGCAUUGUUACUUGUUUCCGGGGAUCGACAUACGUUUGAGUUCUCACUUGAUGAUACCGUAUCUGGAGCGAAAACAUACAUAUUCCAGCAUUGGCCCUCAGGUUGGUCAGAUAAAGCCCCGGAUUCACCUGAUAAUUUGGAGCUCGUUUAUCUUGGGAAAUUCCUGGAAAACCCCUCAACUUUAGGAUCUAAUCGAUUACCUGGUGGUCAAGCAACCAUUGUCCACCUCGUUAUUCGGCAGCACCACAAGCAACCAACAGACGAUGCCGUGGAUUCUGAUAAUAUACCUCGAUGUAAAUGCUGUACUAUACUCUAA